Acaulospora morrowiae is the source of this 667-nucleotide messenger RNA. Lineage: Eukaryota; Fungi; Glomeromycota; Glomeromycetes; Diversisporales; Acaulosporaceae. The record is from the annotation of a GenBank genome assembly.
AUGCCGCGGGGUCUUGUAAAUCUUCCAUUAUUUGCGAAAUUAUCAGAAUGCGUUUGUCGAGUUCUUGGUACAAAUCCUAGCGCGUUCACUUUACAAGGAACAAACACUUAUUUAAUUGGCACAGGCUCGCAAAAAAUCCUUCUCGACACCGGAGAAGGUAAACCGGAGUACAUUCGCCUAUUAGCCGAAUCCUUAAAAACACUCGGUGACAACGUUCACAUCACCGACAUCCUUAUUUCACACUGGCAUCUAGACCAUGUUGGGGGUGUAGACGAUAUUCUCGAAUACUAUGCUCAAAACAAUUUAACCCUCCCAAGGGUUCACAAAAGACUUGAAGCUAGACAUGAUAACCCUCAUCAUCAGACUAUUUUCAAUCAGAUCGAAGAUAACCAAAUAUUCCGCACAGAAGGCGCAACAAUUCAAGCCAUUUACACGCCAGGGCAUUGCGAAGAUCAUCUUGCUUUCUAUCUGAAGGAAGAAAAUGCAUUGUUCACGGGUGAUUCGCUGUUAGGUCAAGGUACAACAGUAUUUGAAAAUCUAGGAAAGUACAUUGAUUCUUUAAAGAGAAUGCAAAGAUUACUUCCAGGUAGGUUGUAUCCUGGUCACGGCCCUGUGGUUGAGGAUGGAAAAGCAAAGAUAAGAGAGUACCUUGAUCAUAGAAUGGCGC